This is a messenger RNA of Tachysurus fulvidraco (yellow catfish), 1298 nucleotides long. Its product is annotated as epidermal differentiation-specific protein-like. The record is from RefSeq and is a predicted model, not a curated record. The transcript is spliced from 2 exons. NCBI's taxonomy places the organism in Eukaryota, Metazoa, Chordata, Actinopteri, Siluriformes, Bagridae. Bases 251 to 1021 code for a protein of 256 amino acids.
UACAUAUAGAAAUACACACUUGAAGACUCUUCACAGAUUCUCACUCUCAUCGUGUUCUGCACUGUCUGUAAGUCUCUGGGCAAACUGCAAGCUCCUUCAGCCAUGAACAAGAUCAUCGUCUAUGAACAUUGUUACUUUGAGGGCCUCAGCAGAGAGUUCACUUCUGAUGUCCCUAAUUUAAUUAAACUGAGUUUUGAUUACUGCAUCUCCUCUCUGAAAGUCAUCGGGAAUCCAUGGGUGGCGUACACAGAUGGUGACAGAAGCCCUGGACAAUCCUCAGCUCACACUGUAUGAAGAGGUGAACUAUCAGGGCCGGAGCCUCAUCCUCGACUGUGAGACCAACUUGCUUUAUGGUGAUUUUAAUGACAAAACAUCUUCUCACAAGGUGCAGAGAGGAGCCUGGGUUCUGUAUGAACAUGUACAGAGAGCUGGGUGUAUUCUGGUGGCCAGAGCUGAUUGUGAUGUUCCCAAGUACGACUGGUUUGACAACCGUGUGAGUCACGUCCGUCCUCUUAAAGCUGGAAAAGCCACCAUUAAAGCUGAAUUGGAAUGGGACAAAAAGAAAGAAACUAUAAAAACAGUCAUCAUUGACUCCAUCUCUGGUGUGAAUUAUGGAUCUGAGAAACAAACCUUCACCACUGAUCUGACUCGAGAGUAUUCAGGAUCUGUCACUGAGAGCUUCACGUUCAGCAAUUCCACCCAGAUUGGUUUUGGAGCCAAAUUUGAAUUUACAAUGUCUUCUUUUAAAGGUGAGCGCACCUUAAACGUCAGUAACACCUUUACAGUGGAGAAGGGCAGCAGCAACACCAAAACUACAUCUGAAAGUAUCAGAGUCUACUUGCUAGCCAGCAUUCCUCCUCGCACCAAACUCACAGUGAACGUGGUGAGGAAGGAGAUGACUGUUGUGAUCCCGGUCAAGGUGACCAUCACCAACGGCUUUCACGCUAAGGUUGAGUAUGGAAAGUACCGGUGUGAGCGGGGGAACUCUAUUAGCACUGAAUUCAAGGAGGAGAAGGUCUAAUACAGCCAGAACAAAAUAUUGAUGCCGUGUUGUGACAUGGACCAACAUAAAGCAGAACCUUUCUUUCAUUUAGUAUAAGUAAUUAAUAUACAGUAUGCAUCACUGUAUUAUGAUUCAGUUAAUGUUUUGGUUUAUUAGUACCCUGCAUGUACUAGUUUUAGUACCUAAUGAUGGAACAAUGUGCAGGCAUGUAAUGUGAUCUUACUGGCCUGGUUAUUAUACAUCCAAUUAUACAAUGAUUUUUAUUCUAACAUUAAAAUGAAAUAUAACAAAAAAA